This is a messenger RNA of Gopherus evgoodei (Goodes thornscrub tortoise), 1468 nucleotides long. RefSeq names its product acyl-coenzyme A thioesterase 13-like. The coding region runs from base 425 to 850 and encodes 141 amino acids. NCBI's taxonomy places the organism in Eukaryota, Metazoa, Chordata, Testudines, Testudinidae. The record is from RefSeq and is a predicted model, not a curated record. Gene Ontology annotation, molecular function: fatty acyl-CoA hydrolase activity. The transcript has 4 exons.
CCCCGCAGCCCUGCUAGCAGACGCACGUUCCGCGCUCGGCCUUGGCGGCAAGGGGGGCAGCGACCUCAAGCCCCGCCCCACCCCACGAAACCGGGGGGGGGGGGCGGGGCGCGCGCGUGACCUCCGUGAAGGUGGUAACAAGGGCCGCGAACGUUCGGCCUGUGGAACGUGGUGAAUCGGGGAGGGGCCGAACCAGGCUGCUGUGGCCUCGCGGGAGGGGCCAGGGAGAGCGCGGGGGGCGGGCUCGGGCCAGCCCCCUUCUCGUGCUGCGUGUAUUAGAGGUCACCCGGCCUCUUGCUGCUGCAGCUGCUCCCAGCCCCACGGAGCUCAGUAGGUUCUCCCAGUUCCAGGGACUCUUCCCAGCUGGCAGGAGCAGGUGCCGGUCUCUCUGCGGAAAAAGGACGUCACAACCAGUCUUUAAACCAUGAGCUCCCUCACGAUCCAGUCCUUCCGGGAGAUGAUGAAAAGCCUGCUGAGCUCAUCCAACUUUGAUGGGGUGUUGAGUAAGAUGACAGUUCUUUCUGCAACUCCUGGAAAGCUUGUUUGUGAAAUGAAAAUAGAGGAGGAGCACACAAACAGAGGUGGCACAUUGCAUGGAGGUUUGACCGCUACACUGGUAGACGUAGUGUCAACAGCAGCAUUGUUGUACACGGAAAGAGGAAUGCGUGGGGUCAGUGUGGAUAUGAACAUUACAUACAUGUCUGCUGCUAAGAUUGAGGAAGAGAUAUUGAUCACAGCUCAGAUUCUGAAGCAAGGAAGAAGUAUUGCCUUUGCCAGCGUGGAUGUAACAAACAAGGCAACAGGAAAGUUUGUAGCACAAGGAAGACAUACUCUAUACCUAGGACAGUAAUACAAGAAAAUAAUAUCUAAAAAGGAAAGUUUGUGCUUAAGAUGCUAGCAUUGAUUUUUUUUUCUAUUUCAAGCUGUAUCAAGUUACCACAAUCUGAAGGCAAGUAAAUGAUCUAUGUAAAAUAAGUUGGUCUCAGUCCCAUUCCUAGUGGAAAAGAGUUCACAUUGUAACUGACGCUAAUUCUGAGCUUGUUGCAGUCUUGGUAGAGAGACUAAGGACUGAAGAGACAUGGAGACCAAUGUACUUUUUCUGUGCCUGAAGAUAAGGUCAGUAUUGAGGCUCACUAGUAGUACUGUGUGGGGAAGCUUUCUGCUCCCCAUUUUGUACCUCUCUUAUGAAAAUAUGUUUCUAGUCUCCAGGGCUGUCAGUUCAUAAACUUUCAAAAACCAAAGCAACUAAUCAACUGCAUUUUUUGGUCCUAUACUGUAAAGUGAUAUUAAAGUAACAGGUGUUACUUGUGCAGUAUUGCUAUUUUUAGUUAUUAAUCUGAAAUAAUAAUAUUUUGCAAAUGGAAAAUGUAAUACAUUGAGAACAUAGGUAAGUCUUUAUAUUUGGCAAAUACCUAACUGAUUAAAAAAUUCCAGAAGUGCACUUUUAAUAAAAGCUCUCACACUACAA